AUGCAUCAGACCGUCAAAAGUAGCAACAAAAUCAACGGUGCUUUUUUCGCAAGGCCACCACCAGCACUACGGGACCUGAGGGCCCCACACUUCAUAUACUGCACACAAGUCAGACCGGGCUUCCCCCCCUCAGCACGCCCACCAUAUCGCAGCGCACAAGGCAGUCACAAGCCACGGUACUACGGGGGCCGUGCUACCAGGGCCCCGUACUACCAGGGACCCUGUUACUACCAGAGCCCUGUGCUACCCGGGCCCCGUACUACCAGGACCCUGUACUACUACCAGACGCCCUGUGCUACCAGGGCCCCGUACUACCAGAGCCCUGUACUACCAGAGCCCUGUGCUACCAGGGCCCCGUACUACCAGAGCCCUGUACUACCAGAGCCCUGUGCUACCAGGGCCCUGUACUACCAGAGCCCCUGUACUACCAGAGCCCUGUGCUACAAGGGCCCCACACUAACCAGGGCCCCUGUACUACCAGAGCCCUGUGCUACCAGUGGCCCCAACACUACCAGGGCCCUGUACUACCAGAGCCCUGUGCUACCAGGGGCCCCGUACUACCAGGACCCACCACCACUACAGGGGCCCACACUACCAGGGCCCCGUACUACCAGGACCCCGUACUACCAGGGCCCCAACACUACCAGGGCAGGGCCCAACACUACCAGGGCCCCGCCACUACCAGGGCCCCCACACUACCAGGGCCCCACACUACCUCCGCCUCCGCAGAGUAAAGGCCAAGAAAUCUCCUCCAAGCUGCCAGAGCUGCUGAUCCGGUCCUGGGUGCAGGUUGACCCCAUACCUCAUGUGGAUCGCCGGGUGGGAGUGCUCUGUGGGACUGCACCGGUUUUAACUGUUGCACUAUUGGUUAAGCAGAGUGCAUCUGCAGCACUUCGUGUUUUAAUUUGUACACUAUCGAGGCGUGUCCACCACACACACCACCACACACACACCACACACACACACACACACACCGCACUCACACACUAUGUACAUAACACGGUUCUCCAACUCGUGGACUCACUCGUUCUCUUAGCAGAGGUUCAGCCCUCCCGACUCUUUUCCUGCUAUGGCCGAGGUGCUUCUGAAGCGGUGGGGUUCGAACAGCCGAAGGUGGAGUUGCAUGUACACCUGAUGGAGCCAUCAGAGUAACAGACCAUUCUAGACGUAGCCAAGAGGCGCGGUGUCUCCCUACCGGCCGACAUGUCGGAGGGGAUGACCCAGAUCAUCAUCCUCCAGGAGCCUGCCACCCUCACUGAGUUCCUUGGCAAGUUCGCCGAGUACAUGCACGUCAUUGCUGGAGACAGAGAGGCCAUCAAGAGGAUCGCCUACGAGUUUGUGGAGGACAAAGCCAAAGAGGGAGUUGUCUACGUGGAGGUGAGGUACAGUCCUCACUUCCUGGCCAACACUCAAGUGGAACCCAUCCCCUGGACCAGGAGGAGGGCGACGUGAGCCCGGAUGGACGUGGUGCGUCUGGUGAAUGAGGGCCUGAAGGAAGGAGAAAAGGCUUUCAAUGUUCAAGCCAGGUCCAUUCUCUGCUGCAUGCGUCACAUGCCAAACUGGUCCAUGACUGUGGUGGAGCUGUGCAAGAAGUAUCGUCAUGAAGGAGUGGUGGCCAUCGACCUGGCUGGAGACGAGUCCCUGAACACGGAUGCCCAGUCCGGCCACAGGUUGGCCUAUGAGGAGGCGGUGCUUUGUGGGAUACACAGGACCGUCCACGCAGGAGAGGUCGGCCCGCCUUCCGUGGUCAAAGAGGCGGUGGAGGUUCUCAAGGCGGAGCGCAUUGGCCACGGUUACCGGACUCUGGAAGACCCAGCCCUCUACAAACAGCUCCUGGAUCAGAAGAUGCAUUUUGAGGUGUGCCCCAUCUCUAGCAAAUUCACCGGAGCCUGUGACCCGGACUUUACCAAGCACCCGGUCAUCAGGUUCAGGAAAGACAAGGCAAAUUACUCUCUUAACACAGACGACCCGCUGAUCUUCAACUCCACCCUGAAUCUGGACUACCUCACUGCCCAGCAGCACAUGGGCUUCACCCAGGAGGAGUUCCAGAGACUGAAUAUCUGUGCAGCUGAGUCGUGCUUCUUACCCAAGGAGGAGAAGAAGGCGCUGCUCACCAAACUCUACGAGGCCUACGGCAUGCAGAAGUCCACCGGCUUCUGAAGCAGCGUGUGUAUGAUGGAGUCAUCGGAAAUCAAUUGACUGGUUGUGCACAAGUCAGAUCUGUGAGCCCAUCUCCACCUGACUCUCUAGAUGAAUGGACUAGAAGAAUAAUUCAUAAUUAUUAAUACAUGCCACCGGCAGGGUGCUGUGCAGCAGUGUUGGAUCAUAUUUUUACAGCUAAAACUCAAUUUUAAUGCAAGCCUCUUUUCUUCAUUCUUGUAAUAAAUCACUGCAUUUUAUGUUAAUAUAAAUAACUAAUUAUGUGCCUAUGGGAUUACAUUGAAUGCUUUAAAAAUAGCCACAUUUCUCAGGUAAAACUAGCUAAUGGGUAAUUUUAUCCUACUUCUCAACUGUAGAUGUCGCACUAAGUGUUGAUGGUACUUAAUGGCCGACAUGCAUUUCAGGAAGACUCCAGUUAAACAAAACUGUUCUUUUAAAGUAUUUUCUAUAUCAAAUCUUAAUUUGUAUUACACUGAUUGAUGGAAGAAAAGCACUUGUUUACUAUUCUCACAUUAUGUAAAGGCUCCAAUAAAAUAUGGAUUCUUGUAAAAUAUUGUUGCUCUUUAAGAUUUUCAGGAAGUCAUACUUAAAGUCAUGAAAGAAAUGAACAUCGUCCUUAUAUUAUGCAAGGCCAAACUAGAUUCUGAGUUGUUUAACUUUGACCAAGUUAGGAAGGGUAACACAGAGUUCCUAAACACAAUCCUUUACCUCAUAGGAUUCAACUAAAAUGGUUACCUGCUCAUUUCAGACAGGAAAUGUAAACAGCAGCUUCCUGUUCCUGUGUAAACCAAGCUGAUUCAAUAACAGUGAGGAAACAUGGCUCAUACAUCCAUUAAUGCUGCUUUACUUAUUAAGGUUUCACAUGUUCAUACCGCUCAAGGUAGUAUGCAAAUUCUCCAUUGUGUAAAAAUGAAGAGGUUUUAGAAAAUAUCAAGUAUGACCUUCACAUUAUACAUUUGGGUUUUUUAUUUUAUUUGACAAAGAAAAAUCCUAUUACAAAGAUAUCGCUGAACAUCUUGCAAUAAAUAUGAACGUGGUAUGGUACAGUACAAUGUUAAGUGUUAUGCUUACUGAGAGAAAAAUGAUUACAAUUGUACAAGAACACAACUUAACUAAAACAACAAACAUUGAGUAAUAAUAUGAUGGAGGUUAUGACGUUCAUGAUCCACAGAGGCUGCUUGGACCUUUUAAAGUGUUGUCAUAAAUAUCACUCUGGGCACACACACACACACAGGUCUUAAAGUCUGAUAAGUUCCUGUGCUUUCUCCUAAACGGCCAUCCACGUUAUAACCUCACUGCAGGAGUCAAAAAUACCUGGCAAGUGUCUCUCCACACACACACACACACACACACACACACACACACACACACACACACACACACACACACAC
Molecule: messenger RNA, 3551 nt
Organism: Gadus morhua (Atlantic cod)
Lineage: Eukaryota; Metazoa; Chordata; Actinopteri; Gadiformes; Gadidae
Gene: ada
Product: adenosine deaminase
Biological process (GO): purine ribonucleoside monophosphate biosynthetic process; adenosine catabolic process; T cell activation
Cellular component (GO): external side of plasma membrane; cytosol
Molecular function (GO): adenosine deaminase activity
Source: RefSeq, a predicted model, not a curated record